Plasmodium coatneyi is the source of this 438-nucleotide messenger RNA. Its product is annotated as SICA antigen. Lineage: Eukaryota; Apicomplexa; Aconoidasida; Haemosporida; Plasmodiidae. The transcript is spliced from 2 exons. Bases 1 to 438 code for a protein of 145 amino acids. The record is from RefSeq and is a predicted model, not a curated record.
AUGAUUGGCACGGCUGUUAUGGGUUACCUUCUUACCAAGUACCUUACCCUACCUGGUAAAAAUAGAAAACGUUACAGAAGGGCUUAUCAAGUACGUGGUCCAACGUUACAAGAACAAAUUAUGGACCAUGUUGACCAACCUGUUCCACAUGAAUAUUACAUUGUAAAGGAACGCAAACCUCGUUCUACGCAUAUAAAAAGGAGGAAAAAACAGGGCGUUCGUCGUCGUGGUGGCGUACGUUGCCGCAUGAUUAUUGAUAUUCAUUUAGAAGUCUUAGACCAAUGUCAAAAGGAAGACCUGCAUUCGACAAAGGAGGACUUCCUUGCCAUUCUUGUUGAAGAAUUUAUGGGAAGCGAAUUCAUAAAAGGAGAAAAUGUUCCUAAGGAAGAGGUUGCAAGUUCAGAUUGCAGGUUUAGGGAAGGAAGACAUUGUUCGUAA